Parascedosporium putredinis is the source of this 2559-nucleotide messenger RNA. The record is from the annotation of a GenBank genome assembly. NCBI's taxonomy places the organism in Eukaryota, Fungi, Ascomycota, Sordariomycetes, Microascales, Microascaceae.
AUGUCGCUCCCUUAUGCCGCCCAAGGCGAUCCUUGGUUCGAGCCUCUCUACUGCCGUGCGCCUUAUUCACAUUAUGAAGUGCUUGUCAAAGCCACCGUCCAGUCAUCCGCCACCAAUGAGCACGCUGUCUCUCGCUAUGAACAUAUCGCGCAGCGGUUCCUUUCCGGAAAGCCGCCUUUUAUACUAACGGCGGGUCUCAAAGGCCCGUUUGAUCCAGUCUCCGGAUGGCAGAACCCUUGGGACUCUAGCGUUUUUGAAUCUUCACAAGUCUGCACCAGCACUCAACAGCCCACACCGCAACGUAUCAGUGACACCCAAGCUGCCACAGUAUGGCCUUCUCCGGCCUCACCCCUCUCGAAAGCUCAAGCUCCCGCCUGCACCUAUCUUCCUAGUCCCGAGAGCUUGCAGGCGGAUACUCACCCGUAUUUAGAGAAGGACGAGCUGACGCGGGUGGAGAGAUGGAGAAACUUGGUCCGGUCAGAUAUCCCUGUGAAGGAUGAAUUCUGGGCUUCCAAGGGCUACGCCGCGAAAAAGCGAGUUGCCGAUGAUGUUUCUUGGCUCCGCCGGAGAUCCGAGGACAAGAGGGCACGACUCUCAUACGCCUGUUCGGAUUCCCUGGCGACUGCUGACAAGGCACAUGAGACGCCCGAGGAUUGCUAUUCGGACACAUCAGUGACGACUGGAGCGUCCGACGAAGGGGACGUAGUUCCGCAACCGGUAUCCCUAACACAACCUAACGGCCAGGCGAAGGCGAGAUUAGAUUCAUCCCAAACGCGCGGGACCGAACGAGAUUGCCACGCCCAGGAAACUCCUGAGCAUACGGGUGGCGGGCAGAGCUCCGCGCCCGAGGACUCCUCCCGAGAAGUAGAAGUAAAGGCCCUCUCAGCACAAGCUCGCUCAUCAAGCCCCCAAGGGGGACCGGCAACCCUACACAUCCAUCCAGCCCCUCAACCAGCUUCUUCUGGACUAGAAGUAGAUAAUAGCGCUGCCACUAUCUCCACGGAAGACGUACAGAAGACGGAUGGAACACCGAGUGCUACCCAAAGGCUCCAAUCAGAACUGGAAGUGCAUAGCGACCUAAUUACGAAACCAACCUCUACAACGCUGCGGGAAGAUGGAGAGAGCCUUGCCGUGACACCCGAAUGUGUCAAGGUGGAAACUAAUAUGGAAGCUCAUGCUCCAUCCUCUAACAUCUUCAAGGCUUUGGCGAAUCCUAGCGACCCCGUCGUACCUCUCACUGACGCCACUACCCCGUUUUCGACUGCGGUUGAGCUCGGAACAGACAUCGUCCCUGCUGAUAAGUCCAUCGCCCAGACUGAUGCCAGUAGCGUCCGGCCGCUAGAAGACGUGCAUCCUGAGGAGGCUGCGCCUCAGGUCGAGAUCCCUAUUCCCAACGAUGGAACCCGAACGUCCACACAAACUUCUACCCGCUCGCGGACACGUAAGCGUAGGAGGCGGACUCGCCAGAGCACCCCCGAGAAACGCAUCGUCCCAGAGGAGCAGAGCCCAUGGGUGCCCGAGAUUGCUGAGCCGAUCAUCGUACACCAGCCUAGCAUUGAAGUCAUAGCUUCCGGCGCGGGACCGCAGCCCGCAUGCGCGUCCCAAACAGCAGUAGUACCAAUCGAAGAGCAACAACCUUGGAUGUCUAGUCCUCUCCUUUCUUCACGACCAGACAACGCCCUCAUUCAGCCUAUCGCCAUAUCAAGUGAACAGCAGGAUCUCGUCGAAGAACGGCCUCCUGUAGCACAGCGCGAAGAUCAGGCCUCUGGCGACCUCUCACCCCAGGCUGCCGUAAUACCGCUAUAUGAAGCUUCAAAGGCUGACACCACCGACGUCCAGACACCGGCGCCGGAGCUCGCUUCUGUGCCUACCCCGCUCGAAGCCUCGAGCACCACGUUUUCAAUCCGGUCCUUCUCGAGUUUUAUGACACCCUCGGCGAAGCCUAGAUUCGCAACGGUUCCAGACUCCAACGGACGUCUUCUACAGACCCCCAGUACCCUCCAGGCUGCUCUGGAGAACCCGUGGCAGACGAACUCGCGACCAAAGAAGCGAGUAUCCUGGGCACCUCUCCCGGACGAGCCCGAUUUCGAGUCUCAGGAAACGGACCCCACGUCUUCACGGUCGCAGUUUAGCCGUGCCUCGCCACCCCCGUCUGACCCUAUUCCCGAUGAUGGGGAGGCCACCGGAGCGGCCUUUAAGAAUCAUUUCGUAUCAGUGAAACGCCGCACGAAGCCUUUGCGUCAGUGCCUCCUCCCGCCGGCAUCACAGCGGCUUCAGUGGAGCCCGAAGACCGACGCCAUGGCGCAAGCCUUUGUCGCCGCGGAGACCGUUCCCCAGCCCGACUUCAAGGGUGGCAGUGAGCUCGGCGAGGACAAGGAGAACCUGGAGCAGGAGCCCCUUGACGAUGUGGAUGCGGUUUUAGAGAACCUCGGGGACUUCUUGAACGCGUGGGAUGUAGACACGGAUCUCGAGAAAUCACGGGCAAGCCUGGGCAGUGCUACUGCAGUCGGCGCGGCGUCAGGUAAUGGGCUCUUUGAUAUGGAGCUGGGUGGCUGGUGA